Molecule: messenger RNA, 1197 nt
Organism: Lolium perenne
Lineage: Eukaryota; Viridiplantae; Streptophyta; Magnoliopsida; Poales; Poaceae
Product: putative F-box protein At1g65770
Molecular function (GO): protein binding
Source: RefSeq, a predicted model, not a curated record
AUGGGCUCCAGCGCAAGCAAAGUCAAAGAGCCGCUGGGAUCGUACUGCUGGUCGGACCUCCCGCUUGAUCUUGCGGGCAUCAUCCUACUCCGGCUGCACACCCACGCAGACAACGUCCGCUUCGGCUCCGUCUGCCGGCACUGGCGCUACGCCGCGAGGCUGCUGCACUCGCCCCCGCCGCUCCCCUGGCUCAACUUCCGCGACGGCACCUUCGAGAGGCUCGCGGACGGCAAGCGUCACGGUCUCCGCUUGGAGGCUUACGAGCAGUGCCGAGGGUCCUUCGACAACUGGCUGCUGCUGGAGGACGUGAGAGCCGGGAGGCGCAGCCACUACCUGAAGAACCCUCUCACCGGAGACGUGGUAAGGCUCCCGGGCCAGUGCAAGGAGCCCGUCCGCCGUGGCGGCGACGUGGACGCGCGCGUGGUGCCUCCCAGCUCCACGACCUUCCACCUCCGGAAGGUGGUCAUGUGCGCGAACGGGCUCAUCGCCGCCAAGAUCAGCUACCACGAGCUCCCGGACGUGGUGGUGUUCUGCUGGCCGGGCAUGUCCUCGUGGCCGGCGGGCAUAUGCAACGGGACAUGGUACCACGACAUUGCCCGUUACGAGGGGAAGAUGUACGCCGUGAGCAGGAGAGGCGACCUGUACGAGCACGAGCUUAGGAGGGACACGAGCACCGGGGAGCCCGUGGUGACGCGUGUCGAACGAGUCAUCCUGGCGCCGGUCUCGGCGGAAGGGUUUCCCCCGGAGGCGGUGAGCACCUUGGACGGGCCUUACGCGGCUGUUGUGUGUGCCAGGACAUGCUAUCUUGUUGUAUCACGGGGCAAGUUGCUCAUGGUUCGAUGGAUCGUUCCUUAUGCCUCCGCCUCCGCCAGGGACUGGGCAGACGCCAUGGCGUUCAAAGUGUUCGAGGCAGAUCUGGAGAUGUCCCGGUGGGUACAGCUGGAGAGCUUGAACGAUCGAGUACUCUUCGUUAGCCACGACUGCUGCAAGGCCAUCAGUGCCGGCGACCAAUUUAGAGGAGACCAGAUAUAUUUCGUCGACUACGGCCUUGAAUUCUGGUGCAUUUGGCCAACAUGUAGCAAAACUAGUACAUGCGGUGUGUAUGACAUGAGAAGCAACACCAUCUCUCCGGUCUCAGCGCGCACCACGGAUCAAACCAAGGCGGCGUGGUUCUUCCCAUCCAUCAAUGACAGAUGA